Messenger RNA from Boleophthalmus pectinirostris (great blue-spotted mudskipper), 1192 nucleotides. RefSeq names its product cyclic AMP-responsive element-binding protein 5-like. The transcript is spliced from 7 exons. NCBI's taxonomy places the organism in Eukaryota, Metazoa, Chordata, Actinopteri, Gobiiformes, Gobiidae. The record is from RefSeq and is a predicted model, not a curated record. The coding region runs from base 338 to 1192 and encodes 284 amino acids.
UUUUGGAUAACUUUUACGCACGGCUUUUACGCGUCGCCUAACUUCACCGGGACUUCGCCGAUUUUAUAUCCGGGCUCCGAACUCGUCCCGGGAGUCGAUUCGGCGUGCGUCCGCGCGUUCUGGAGCGGAUACACGGGCUAUUUAGGGGGUGUGACAGCUCGCUCCGUACAGCUGUGAGCGCCGGCGGAGUGCGGGCUCGCGUGUUUAUGUUGCUGCUGUUGCUGCUGAAGCUGCUGCUGGAGCUGUGAAGUACCGCGGGGCAUGUGCCAGGAGCGGAGCCCGGGCACAGAGGCGCUUGUCCGGGCACAGAUUUGAGGACGCAGCCGCCGGCUGUGGGAUGAAUGAGCUCCAGGACCGGCCGUAUGUGUGUGGGGCGCCCGGCUGCUCUCAGAGGUUCCAGUCAGAGGAACAUCUGAACAUCCACAGACACAAACAUGAGAUGACCCUCAAGUUCAACUCCAUCAAGAACGACUUCACAGCCGACACGCCCACUCCCACCAAGUUCCUGCAGAACUGUGACGAGGUCGGUCUGUUCAAGGAGAUCGAGGAGGAGUUUCUCCAGGCGCAAGAGGAGGAGAAGAAACAGAUGCUCCCUCAGAACGGGCCGUCGUGUCUGAACCAGAGUCACCUCAAAGACCAGAGCGCCCCGCUGUCCCACCAGCCCCUGACCCACCCUCCGCCCGCCCCUCAGCACCACACACACACUCAUUCCCACAACCGACAACCGCCCCACCACCACAACCAGCCCCAUCACCCACCUCACCACCAUCCACCCCACAGCCAGACCCACCAGACCCUUAACCAGCCCCACAGUCAGCCCCUCCAGCCCCACAACCCGCCCCACAACCACACCCAGCCCCACAGCCAGCCCCUGCAGCACCCUCCAGCCCACGGGCCCCUGAUGGGACCGAGCUGCAGCCUGGCCCCUCACCAGACGGGGUCGGUCAUCGCACAGAACCACUCCCACUCUGGGCCGGUGCCCAACCUGUCGUCCCUGCUGCACAUGAGGAGCAGACACAGACAGCCUCUGCCCGCCUCCCUGCCCGGGACCCUCCCCGACCCCGCCAUGCAGGGGGCGGCGGCGCACCACAUACACAGACUGAAGCACCCGCUGGGCCCGCCCUACCCCCCCCAGCCCCCGCAGCCCAGACUGAUGUCCAUGAACAGAGCGGCCCCCCCAUGGGUCACAUGA